Messenger RNA from Saprolegnia parasitica CBS 223.65, 2400 nucleotides. RefSeq lists its product as hypothetical. The record is from RefSeq and is a predicted model, not a curated record. Lineage: Eukaryota; Oomycota; Saprolegniomycetes; Saprolegniales; Saprolegniaceae. Gene Ontology annotation, molecular function: ATP binding; nucleoside diphosphate kinase activity; AMP kinase activity. Gene Ontology annotation, cellular component: cytoplasm. Gene Ontology annotation, biological process: nucleoside triphosphate biosynthetic process. Bases 31 to 2400 code for a protein of 789 amino acids. The transcript is spliced from 2 exons.
GCGAUCGUUUCGUCGAUCGACUGAGCGAGGAUGGAGCGACGGGGCAGCGCCGAGGCCGAGAUCGCCGAGGAGCUGCCGGCGCCGGAAGCGACGCCACGACCAUUUGUCGUGCAAAUGAGCUAUGUGUACGAUGCUGUCGAGGCCAAGACGCUCACAGGUAUCAUCCAGCUACAGUACCUCGUGCGCAAGCAGCUCCGGCGACGGAGGCGAAAGCACCGUGGCUGCCGGCGGCUCGUUGUCGCUGGUCCACCCGCGGCCGGCAAAGGAACGCUCUGCGACCGCCUCGUCGCUGCAUAUGGUGUCGUCCAUCUGUCGACCGGCGACAUCUUGCGCGCCGCUGUGCGCGCCGACUCGGCGUUGGGGCGCCAAGCCCACGCCUACAUGGUGGCUGGCGAUCUCGUGCCCGACAGCCUUAUGCUCUCGCUCAUCCUCGAUCGGCUCCGAGGCGCCGACUGCGCGUCCCGCGGCUGGCUUCUCGAUGGCUUUCCGCGCACGCAAGCCCAAGCGACUGCAAUGCUCGCCGCUGGCAUAUCGCCUGACCUCUUUGUGCAGCUAACGGUACCCGACGACGAAGUCAUUUCGCGCAUCGCUGGUCGGCGCGUCGACCUCGAGACCAACAGGACGUACCACCUGACCUUUGACCCGCCGCCGCCAGAUCGCAAGGACAAGGUCGUCCAGCGCGCCGACGACACGGAAGAGACGCUCCGCAUCCGGCUCCGAACGUACCACGAGCACGCCGAGGCAGUUGUCGCGGCGUUUGCGGCCAAUGCAAUUCGCAUCGUCCACGUCGACGGAGUUUCGAGUAGCAAAGCUGCCAUCACCGCGCAGGUCCAAGCGGCGCUCGCUCCACAAGACGAGGCAAGCGUCACUCACGACAAGCCCAAGCCCAAGCUUCCCACGAUGACGACUACGCUGUCGAUGCACCCGGAACAGGCGCUGGAAGAGCGACUCCAGUCGGGGCCCAUGACAUUGGCAGCACUGGACGCGAUCAUGCAUGCGUCGUCCGCUGAGCUCGAAGCGUCGCGGGUUAAAGCCAUGGUCGACACGGCCGUCGCAAGUGUUCGCCACGCGCCCAAGGUCGUCUUUCUGGCGCCUCCGGGCAUGUCGAUCGAGCCACACGUACAGUGCAUCCGCGGCAUUGUACCCGUCGUGCAUUUGAACGCCGAGCAAACGUUGUUGAAGGCGAUCCAGCGCAAGUCGGUCUUGACCACCGAGUACCUGCAUCGCUGCGAACCAGUACCAAAGGCGGUCCUCCAAAAGCUCAUGCUCACCCGCUUGGAACGACGCGACUGCCUCACGACAGGUUGGCUUCUCGACGGCUUUCCGCACUCGAUCGAAGACGCCGAGGCGCUCAUCGCUCGGGGGCUCAUACCUCAGGUCGUGUUUGUGCUGCGCACGACGGUAGCCGACGACGAGCUAGUGCAGCGCCGCAUGGAGCGAGUGGACCUCGAGCGCUCAGCGACGUCGCUCGAGGUCGAGGAGGAGCGCAUGCGGCUGGAGCUCCUUGCGUACCACGACCAGGUCGACGACGUUCUUAUGAGUUUUGCGGACCUCGCCACAGUUGUCGUGCUCCGCGAAGAGAGCGCCCUCGAGACGAUCACGGCGACACUGGACGCUAAAGUACCAAAAAAACCUGAAAAACCGGAGAAGCCCGUCAAGCCGUCGGGCGCAAACCCGCGUGCGCGCAAGGCCAAGCGGCCGCAAGUGACGGACGCGGAUCUCGACGCCGCCAUGGCCGAGUGCAAGCAGCUGCAACUUGAAAACGAAAAGCUCAAGCGGCGCUUCCUCGAACGCAAGCCGCCGCAGCAGCACGUGCUCGACAAGAACGUCGAGCUCCAGCUGGAAGCCCUCUUGUCCGAGAAGAAGAGCUUGCGCAAAGUCACGCAGCGCCAGAAAGAAAGCAUCGACGCCAACGAGUGGCACGCGAUUCUGCAAGCGUCGUUAGACGAGCUCGACCUCGUCAAGCGGCGCGUGCAAGCGUGUAAGAAAGUGCCCACCAACCAGAGCACAAAUGACCUGACCGCCAAAGUCCAAGGUCUGCAAGCCCGAUACGAUGCGCUCCAGGACCAGUGGCGCGACUUGAACGAGCCGAAACGAGUAUCCCCGACGAGACUCUCGGCGCUCGCCAAGCUCCGAAAGCGCGAAGCCGCUCUACUCAAGACGGACGAGCAGUACUACAGCGAGAAGGCCACCCAGUUCCAACUCCAUACAAGCCAAGAAGUCCAGCGCAUGCGCAGUGAAAUCGACGCAGCCAUUGUCGCGAUGGCGGCGAUUGACACCGAGCUCCGCCAGGCUGCCCAAGAUCCCACUUCCCCAGCUCAAGCUGCCGACAUGCAAGCCGCUGCCAGAAUCCACAGCGAGCACGUCGUUGCCGCGACUGGAGAAACCUCGCACGAGUGA